Molecule: messenger RNA, 561 nt
Organism: Schistosoma guineensis
Lineage: Eukaryota; Metazoa; Platyhelminthes; Trematoda; Strigeidida; Schistosomatidae
Source: the annotation of a GenBank genome assembly
AUGCCAAGUGGAAGUCAUUUAUUGGAUGUACUUAGAAGUAGAUGCAAGAUUGCAGAAAAUAUCCCACAAAAUGAAGAACUUUUGAGAGAAUGUUGGAAUGAAUAUGGUGUCAAUUCAAAUGCUCAGCAGAUGAUUUUACGGUACUUUAUACCUCCUCCCGUUGUUAUUCAUCAUAAACACUCGGACUUUGAAUGGUUUGUGCAUCAUUUAAAAAAAGCAUUUCAUUUUUAUCAAAUUGCCCUGGUGAUUUGUAAUUCUGUGUUUACAAUGAUAUCAACCAAAGAAAUCAAUAAACAUGAUGCUCAACGAGAGUGUAACCAACAAUUUGAGAUUAAUGCUAAUAAUAAUUCAAUGUUGAAUGGUGUCAUGCAUAGUAAACAAUACAAUAUGAUGAAACAUAAACCAAAUGAAAAUGCAUUACAUCAAAUUGAAACUAUUCCAUCAUUGAUAGAUGAUAUCACUAAUAGAUUAGAACAAUUCGAACUCAUUCCAUCUUAUUUUUGUCUUGAUUAUGAAGAUGAAACUUAUUAUAGUGAAUUUGAUUACAAUCUAGAUAGUUGA